This is a messenger RNA of Magallana angulata, 1053 nucleotides long. RefSeq names its product LIM/homeobox protein Awh-like. Gene Ontology annotation, biological process: regulation of transcription by RNA polymerase II; neuron differentiation. NCBI's taxonomy places the organism in Eukaryota, Metazoa, Mollusca, Bivalvia, Ostreida, Ostreidae. The coding region runs from base 52 to 894 and encodes 280 amino acids. Gene Ontology annotation, cellular component: nucleus. Gene Ontology annotation, molecular function: DNA-binding transcription factor activity, RNA polymerase II-specific; RNA polymerase II transcription regulatory region sequence-specific DNA binding. The record is from RefSeq and is a predicted model, not a curated record. The transcript is spliced from 5 exons.
UAUAUGUAAAACGGCUACUAUUAUGCUAGACUGAUUCAUUUUUUCCUCACGAUGCUGACCGAACUGACCCGCGUGGACCUCUCCAGCGACCCAGAUUACAGUUAUGAGGAGAUGGGGCCCUCGUCUUUGUCAUCGCCGUUGUCGUCAGAUUCAGCGUUUGGGGAUCAGCUGACUUGUUCUGUGGAGUUGUGUGAGGGCCAGGCUUGUGAGGGAUGCCAAGAAGUGAUUGCUGACAGGUAUUUUCUGCACGUUAAUGGCGCCUGCUGGCACACGGACUGUCUGCGAUGCUGUGUCUGCUGUUCUUCACUGAAACAGGAGGAAAGCUGCUUUGUUAAAGACGAAAACAUCUACUGCAGGAGAGACUAUAUAAGUGAAUUUGGAACCAAGUGUUCAAAAUGUUACCGAAAGAUCCAAGCGACAGACUGGGUCAGGCGGGCACGUGAAAAUGUGUAUCACCUGGCGUGUUUUGCAUGCGACUCCUGUCAGCGACAGCUCUCCACCGGGGAAGAGUUCGCACUGAGCGGGGACCAACUGUUAUGUCUGCGGCACUACACGUCUCUUGUUGAAGGAGACACGGAUAAAGAUUCCGAACUGAGCAGCAAACCAAAGGCAAAACGUGUGCGAUCCUCUUUCACAGAGGAACAACUUCAGAUCCUACAGGCCAACUUCCGGAUAGAGAGCAAUCCAGAUAGCCAGGAGUUAAACAGAAUAGCCAUCACCGCGGGCGUCAGCAGACGAGUGGCGCAGGUCUGGUUCCAGAACGCCCGAGCCCGACAGAAAAAGCAGCAACUCUACAGCAGCCAGUCCAGUCGCUCCAUCAACUCUAAUGGCUAUUCUCACGGACAGUGGUCAAGUGGAUCAGAAGGACAGCUGAGCGAUUCCCCCUCGGAAUGAUCGGUCCCCAUCACGAGUUGUUCCGCUUUGAACAGACACGAAGCUUGGGCUAUUUCGUGUACUUCCCGAUGUGAUACAAACAAACAUGAUCAAACGUGUACCUAACUGUUAUUUUCUUUACUAUUUAUUUUUUUUUAUAUUUGUUGAUAAUAUUAAACA